This is a messenger RNA of Tupaia belangeri chinensis (Chinese tree shrew), 2256 nucleotides long. RefSeq names its product kelch like family member 36 (gene KLHL36). Lineage: Eukaryota; Metazoa; Chordata; Mammalia; Scandentia; Tupaiidae. The coding region runs from base 223 to 2256 and encodes 677 amino acids. Gene Ontology annotation, molecular function: cullin family protein binding. The record is from RefSeq and is a predicted model, not a curated record. The transcript is spliced from 5 exons.
GACGGCACAGAGGCCGUUAGUACCGCCAGGGGGUGCCGGGUCCGAGAAAGCGACCGCGGUGUCCCCUGAGACCCUGCUGGCAAGCCCCUGACGGGUGAGUGCUGUCGGGCAGCCGCGUCGAUUUCAAUCGCGUUGAAUUUCCUCGAACGCUGAGGUCAGGCAGGUUCCGGGUGGAGACCUGGGAAGGAGAGGAGGCUCCCUGGGGACCCUUCUGUCCAGGACAUGUUUACUGAAGGGGACUGUGACCGUGGAUGUGGAUGGCCUUCACCUCUCACCCGCUUCCGAAAAGCACAGGAGACAGCGACAGCCAAGGGCCGCGAUCCCGUCACGAUGGAGACAAGCAGGCAGACACGCGUGUCUCGGCCGUACAAGAUCAGCGAGUCUUCGAAGGUGUACCGCUGGGCCGACCACUCGGCCACCGUGCUGCAGCGGCUGAAUGAGCAGCGGCUCCGCGGCCUCUUCUGUGACGUGGUCCUGGUGGCAGACGAGCAGCGCGUGCCGGCCCACCGCAACCUGCUGGCCGUGUGCAGCGACUACUUCAACUCCAUGUUCACCAUUGGCAUGCGGGAGGCUUUCCAGAAGGAGGUAGAGCUGGUGGGCGCCUCCUAUAUCGGGCUCAAGGCCGUGGUGGACUUCCUGUACGGUGGGGAGCUGGCGCUGGACGGCGGCAACAUCGACUUCAUCCUGGAGACGGCCCACCUGCUGCAGAUCUGGACAGUGGUGGACUUCUGCUGCGAGUACCUGGAGCAGGAGGUGAGCGAGGACAACUACCUGUACCUGCAGGAGCUCGCCUCCAUCUACAGCCUCAAGCGGCUCGACACCUUCAUCGACAGCUUCAUCCUGAGCCACUUCGGCACGCUGUCCUUCACGCCCGACUUCCUGCAGAAUGUCUCCAUGCAGAAGCUCUGCGUGUACCUGAGCAGCAGCGAGGUGCAGCGGGAGUGCGAGCACGACCUGCUGCAGGCCGCCCUGCAGUGGCUCACGCAGCAGCCCGAGCGCGAGGCCCACGCCUACCAGGUGCUGGAGAACAUCCACUUCCCACUCAUCCCCAAGAACGACCUGCUGCACCGGGUCAAGCCGGCCGUGUGCUCGCUUCUGCCCAAGGAGGCCAACUGCGAGGGCUUCAUCGAGGAGGCCGUGCGCUACCACAACAGCCCGGCUGCGCAGCCCGUCAUGCAGACCAAGCGCUCGGCGCUCCGCACCAACCAGGAGCGCCUGCUCUUCGUGGGCGGCGAGGUCUCUGAGCGGUGUCUGGAGCUCAGUGACGACACCUGCUACCUGGACGCCCAGAGCGAGCAGUGGGUCAAGGAGACGCCCCUGCCAGCCCGGCGGAGCCACCACUGUGUCGCUGUGCUGGGGGGCUUCAUCUUCAUCGCGGGCGGCAGCUUCUCACGGGACAACGGAGGGGAUGCGGCUUCUAAUCUUCUUUAUAGGUAUGACCCCCGCUGUAAACAGUGGAUCAAGGUGGCCUCCAUGAACCAGCGCCGCGUGGACUUCUACCUUGCCUCCAUCGAAGACAUGCUGGUUGCUGUGGGUGGCCGGAAUGAGAACGGAGCUCUGUCUUCAGUAGAGACGUACAGUCCCAAGACCGACUCCUGGUCCUACGUGGCUGGCUUGCCGAGGUUCACCUACGGCCACGCGGGCACCAUCUACAGAGACUUCGUGUACAUCUCGGGGGGCCACGACUACCAGAUUGGUCCCUACCGCAAGAACCUGCUGUGCUACGACCACCGCAGCGACGUGUGGGAGGAGCGGCGGCCCAUGACCACGGCGCGUGGCUGGCACAGCAUGUGCAGCCUGGGCGACAGCAUCUACUCCAUCGGGGGCAGCGAUGACAACAUCGAGUCCAUGGAGCGCUUCGACGUGCUGGGCGUGGAGGCCUACAGCCCGCAGUGCAACCAGUGGACGCGCGUGGCGCCGCUGCUGCACGCCAACAGCGAGUCGGGCGUGGCGGUGUGGGAGGGCCGCAUCUACAUCCUGGGCGGCUACAGCUGGGAGAACACCGCCUUCUCCAAGACCGUCCAGGUGUACGACCGUGAGGCCAACAAGUGGAGCAAAGGCCCUGACCUGCCCAAGGCCAUCGCCGGCGUGUCCGCCUGUGUCUGCGCCCUGAAGCCGCGGCUGGAGGACAAGGACAAGAAGGGCGCGCCCGCGCCCGCCGCCCACCGCGCCCACCCCCAGAGCACCCGGACCAGCAGCGACUUCCUAGAACCCUGGAAACAUUAUGUACUACUAGCAGCUUUUUUACUUUUAUGA